Dendrobium catenatum is the source of this 702-nucleotide messenger RNA. Its product is annotated as E3 ubiquitin-protein ligase ATL4-like. Gene Ontology annotation, molecular function: ubiquitin protein ligase activity. NCBI's taxonomy places the organism in Eukaryota, Viridiplantae, Streptophyta, Magnoliopsida, Asparagales, Orchidaceae. The coding region runs from base 104 to 580 and encodes 158 amino acids. Gene Ontology annotation, biological process: protein ubiquitination. The transcript has a single exon. The record is from RefSeq and is a predicted model, not a curated record.
CCACGUCUCUCUUAAUUCACUCUUACCUUCUCUUCUUCCUUCUCUUACAUAAAGCUUGAUAGCCAUUAAUAGCCACCCAAACAAGCUUUCCACUUCCCUCAUAAUGAUCCCCAAACCAGUCGUCACCUUCCUCUACCUCCUCGACCUUAUCCAAUACACCUUCUCUUUUCUCCUCUAUUGCAUCGGCCUCAACCCAUCCUUUGAAGCGGAGCCGACGCCAUGGGAGAACCAGGAACUCCUAUUCUUCUCCCUCGACAUCUCCAUGGACUCCGCUGCCGAGUCUCUCAAGAGGAAGCUGCCUGUUGUUGACUACAAGAGCUUCCUCAAGAAGAAAGGAAAAUCUCCGACGACUGAGUGUGCUAUCUGCCUUCAGUCCAUGGAGGCGAGAGACCAAGUUCGGGAGCUCAAGAACUGCUGCCAUGCAUUCCACGUAGCUUGCAUGGACCGGUGGUUGGACCUCGGCCGGCUCAGUUGUCCGCUGUGCAGGACAGAGGUGGUUCCGGCUUUGGCCGGCCGGAGAGGACCGCUGUCGGUUUUGAAAGUUCUUUUGGUUGGGGAUACUUAUAAUUGUAGUUCAUGAUAGUCGAAUUAGUUCUCUUUUUAGGGUUAAGAUCUUUGUUGUUAGAGGUAAUUAAAUCUUCUGUAAUGCUUUGGUUUGUAAAUUAAUUGGAUAGAGUUUGGUGUUUGAAGACUUUUGUGCCA